AUGAGCGGUUCUGGAAAAGGGCUAUUGGGAUUGUGGUUGUAUAGAAAUGGUUCAGACUGGCAAAUGAAGGGUGAAGCUCAUCAACAUUCUAAGUUUGAAGUUACUCGUCCUCAAGAGGCACAGCAUCUUGACGGCGAAAAAAUAUCAGUUAUUUUCACUUUAAAGAAUCAAGUGGGAGGACUUGUAAAAGUUCUAUCAGUUUUUCAAGAUUUAGGGAUUAACGUACUUCACAUUGAAUCCAGGAAAUCUAUGACGGAGAUUUCGGCUGCUGAUAUUCUGGUAGACGUGGAAUGUGACCCUCGCAGAAUGGAACAUUUGAAACGUAUGCUUAAGCGUGAGGUUCAGGAGUUCGAAUUAGUUUCACAGGAGACCGGAAAAGUAUUUGCUCCGCCAACUCCUCUUUCUGCUGCAACCAGUUUUGAUUAUGGAGAAAUGCCUUGGUUUCCUCGCAAGAUUUCUGAUUUAGACCGAGCUCAAAAUGUUCUCAUGUAUGGCUCGGAGUUAGAUGCCGAUCAUCCAGGUUUUAAAGAUCCCGUCUACCGUAAAAGGAGAGAACAUUUCUCUGCAAUAGCCAAUAAUUAUAAAUAUGGCCAGCCUAUUCCUAGAGUACAGUAUACAGAAACUGAGAUCAAAACUUGGGGUAUCGUGUUCCGAGAAUUGCAUAAACUGUACCAGAAACACGCAUGUGAUGAAUAUCUAGAAAAUUGGCCACAACUUGUUAAAUAUUGCGGCUACCGAGAGGAUAACUUGCCCCAGCUGGAAGAUGUCAGUGUAUUCCUGAAACGCAAGACUGGCUUUCAGCUCCGUCCAGUAGCAGGCUAUCUUUCUCCAAGAGAUUUUCUUUCUGGUCUAGCUUUCCGCGUAUUUCAUUGCACGCAGUAUAUACGCCAUUCAUCAGAUCCUUUUUAUACACCGGAACCAGAUUGCUGCCAUGAACUUCUGGGGCAUAUGCCUUUGCUAGCUAAUCCAAGUUUCGCCCAGUUCUCCCAAGAACUAGGUUUAGCUUCCCUUGGAGCAUCCGAAGAUGAUAUCGAUAAAUUAGCAACGGUAAUAAACUAUAAAUCUUUAUAUUUUAGGCGAUAA
This is a messenger RNA of Parnassius apollo (apollo), 1083 nucleotides long. Lineage: Eukaryota; Metazoa; Arthropoda; Insecta; Lepidoptera; Papilionidae. The record is from the annotation of a GenBank genome assembly.